AGCAGCUGAGAGAAAUCAGAAAUCUGGCAGCACAAUAUUGCUUUUAAUUUUUACGUUGACAAGAUUUUCCUUUCUUAAUUCCGCUUCGAAUAUUUCUUUACUGUAAACGUGUUUCUGAUUGUUUUACUGGUAACCUGAUUCCUCUGAGAAAUGUCUGGUACCCGCGUCGCCCACGAGCACCGCAUGGCCGUCCGUCACGCGGAGCUGAAGCGCAAGGUCGAGCAGCGUCGAAUGACUCGCGACAAGACGGCCGAACUGGACUCCGUCGUGAAGGCACGCCAGGCGAAGGAGGUGGAGGAAGCCCUGGAAAAGAUUCGCACGGAUGUCUACAACUGCGGAGUCCUGGGAUGUCGCCGGUGCCGUCCGCCGAAGCAGGUGGCCCGCAUGAGCACCAAACCCUCGGCCAAGGCCCCGCGCAGCGCCAGUCCGGCGCCUGUCUUGGAAGUGUUGACUCACAAAAUGGAGAAGGACGUCGUGUGGAUGUGGUGCAAGCCAGCCACGGCCAAAGCCCACCCCGACUACCGCCGUCAGUGCCAGGUGCCGGCCCCACUGCGUGAAGCCUACGUGCAGAAACUACAGAAACUCCAGCGCAUCCCCACGGAGGCCGAAGGCUGGACGGUGGAGGACGAGUCGAACUUACGCGCGGCCAUCCACCCGCACAUGAGCGCCAAGCAGAUCCGUCAAAACCGCGAACUACAACAGUUCCAGGACACGGCCCAGUGGGACGCCGACACCAAGAACGGGAAGGUGGCCGGCAAGAAGCGCAAGGCGCCCAAGGACGACAACAAGACGGGCCCGGCGCUGAACGAAAACGGCAACCAGUACUAUGAAAUCGAGAGCAUUCUGGGCGCGGUGAUGAACCAGGGCAAGAAGUACUACCUGGUCAAGUGGGUCGGCUGGACGCCGGAGAACAACUCCUGGGAGGAGGAGACCGCCUUCGCCGGCAGCAACCACCUGCAGGAGGAGUUCUUCCAGAAAUACGGGAAAGUGACUUGGCGCAAUCCGCGCGUGAUGAGCCCCGAGGGGGAGGCGCACGAGGCGUGGCUGGUGAAGCUGGAGAAGACGGAAUACGCGGACAGCAAGCAGGGCGCGGCCAAAGCGGGGGAGGCGGAGCCGGCGUCGGAGAGCAGUCAGAGCGGGGAGGAGCCGUCCUCGGGCAGCCAGACCAGCCAGGGCAGCCAGGAGGGAGAGGAGGAGGCCGCGUCGUCGCCGGUGCGCCCCCACCAGGGCCCGCUGAAGCGCGACGGCGAGGGCGAGGAGCUGUACGAGGUGGAGCGCAUCGUGGGGGCGCUGCUGCAGAGCGGGCCCGGCCGCAAUAACAAGAUGUGGGUGCUGAUCAAGUGGCGCGGCUGGGAGCUGGCCGAGUGCACCUGGCAGAAGGCCACGACGCUCAAGGAGGCCGCGUGGGCCCUCAACAACUUCUACGCCGACUACGGGAAGCCGACGCAGAUGAGUCCGAAGAUCCUGGCGCCGGAAGGCCGCCACUUCGAGGACAUGCAGGCCGCCGCGGGCGCGGCGCAGCGCGCCAAGACCGGCGGCCAGGUGGGCCGUCCGCGUAAGCGCACCAAACAGGACUGAGCGGCGCGCCGGGGAGGAAUAGUGGCUGUUGCAGUGGCGCACCGGAAUGGUUGGAUCUGUUGGUUGGUUUCUUGCACAGGCGGCGAUAUUCUCGUUUCUUGCCCUUCCUAUUCCUAACCUUAUGGACAGAGUAUUUUUGUAUGUUUUUUGUGUAAUAAUUCCCUGUUCCUAAUCAGACAAUUUCCGCGCGGGGCCCAGGUUAUUUCGAUUUUGUAGGAUAUUUUUGAUGUGUUGGUUGAGGCCUUCCGUUAGUCCGUUCACUUGUCAGACCGAGACCAGUGACGAUAAUUUGAUACUACUCUCUUUUUCCUCAGGCACACCGACAGCGGCGCAGUGCGAUGGUUCAGCCGCGAUUUGAUUAGUUUUUGGAGUUGUUUUUGUUAGUUUGUGCAGCAAUUAAUAAAACACUGUAA
Messenger RNA from Paramacrobiotus metropolitanus, 1991 nucleotides. RefSeq lists its product as uncharacterized. Bases 151 to 1578 code for a protein of 475 amino acids. The transcript is spliced from 7 exons. Gene Ontology annotation, biological process: chromatin organization; negative regulation of transcription by RNA polymerase II. NCBI's taxonomy places the organism in Eukaryota, Metazoa, Tardigrada, Eutardigrada, Parachela, Macrobiotidae. Gene Ontology annotation, cellular component: pericentric heterochromatin. Gene Ontology annotation, molecular function: chromatin binding. The record is from RefSeq and is a predicted model, not a curated record.